This is a messenger RNA of Aspergillus steynii IBT 23096, 3506 nucleotides long. Its product is annotated as transcription factor domain-containing protein. The transcript has 6 exons. Gene Ontology annotation, biological process: DNA-templated transcription; regulation of DNA-templated transcription. NCBI's taxonomy places the organism in Eukaryota, Fungi, Ascomycota, Eurotiomycetes, Eurotiales, Aspergillaceae. Gene Ontology annotation, molecular function: zinc ion binding; DNA-binding transcription factor activity, RNA polymerase II-specific; DNA binding. The record is from RefSeq and is a predicted model, not a curated record. The coding region runs from base 452 to 3280 and encodes 942 amino acids.
GCGAAACGAAAAAACAAGAAGAGGAAAUAUUCUGUCUUCACGUACUUUUGGGAUUCGCUUUCCAGAUUGUACCGGACUGCUCCGUACGACCAUCGGAGGAUCGCUGACCGUUUCUUCGCAGCAAACCCAAGAUUGAUGGGGCCGGACUUUUGCCAGUCGAUCCGUGUGGCGCUGUCAGUCGCCCGCUUUGUGCGCUCCUCCGCGACCUCAUCUUUUUCUCCUCUCGGGCCUGCUGGCUGCUUGUAGCGCAGACUCCGCUCGGGGCUUUUUCGGAUUCUCUCUCUGAUUUGUUUUGUUUUUGUCCUCUGCCCUUGGAUCAGCGUCAACCCGCCACCGCUCAUCCCUAAUUUCCGCCCCCGUAUGCUCUUAGUUUCGCUCUUGGCACGGGGAUUUCUUCCUCCGCACUUGUUGUCCGCCGGCACAGAGCCUGGAAGAACGACUGAAAAAAGCCAUGCAGCAUUCGGCGCUGGGCGCUAGAGUGACGGCGUCUUUCCCGGGUCUAGAUGGCCAGCCUGCUGCGCAAAAGAGUACUAGAUCCAAUAAUAACGGACCAGAGGCUCUAAAUCGGAGACGUAACCCGCUGGCAUGUGAGUUGUGCUACAAGAAAAAGAUCAAAUGCGAGGUCGAGGGCUCCAGCACGUCCUGUAUCCAAUGUAUGCGUCGUAACGUAACGUGCAAGUUCACCACGAGGAAAGAGAAACGAGAGAAUCUAAAAAGAACGCACUAUGUCAAGACCUUGGAAGAGCGUCUGAAGAAGACAGAGUCGUUGCUCAUAGCCGCAGGUCUUCUGGACGAAGAAGCCAUAGGCUAUGAUGAUUUGAGUGAAGAUGAGGACGAGGAGUCAUCAGAAGACGAGAGUGACGUCGACACCGAUCCAGGCUAUCCUUGUCAUGAGAGUGGGCGUAGCUCUGGUGAGUUGACAGGAAAUGACGACUCAAGGAAUCCAGAUUACAUGCCCGGAGAUCGAGAUCCAAUGUCGAUAUCAUGUACGACUGAUCCGGCCAAACCAUUCUGCUCAUCAAAUUCAGAAGGCCAAUCGAAGAAAGGCAAAAAGCGCCCACACCCUUGCGCCAACUCUCGAGAGCAAUGCUGUCCCCCCAUCAGAGGAGACUCGAAGGAAGAUUCACGAUAUUACGGGCGAAGUUCUUCGUUGUCAAUCUUAUCGCGCGACGGGAUUGAAUGGAUCAAGAAUAAAACAGGCGGAGCAGCAGUUCUCGCUCCCAUAUUUUCCAACACGAAUCAUGAUAGUCCCUGGAACUACUGGCGGCCCGACGUUUUCCACGACGUGUUUUCCUCCAAGGUGUUCAAACCGUUACCACCCAGAGCAGAAGUGUUCUCCCUGCUGGGGGACUAUUUCCGCACAGUCAACCGAUUGUUUCCGUUGUACCAUGAAGAAUCAUUUAUGCAGCUAGUCGAAUGGCAGUACACGCAGCAAACGUGUGACGAUGCAGCGCGCUGGGCCAGCAUCAAUAUCAUCCUUUCAUUAGCCUAUGAAUAUCGAUUUUCCAACAGCCAAAAGUCCGAGAAAGACCGCGAGAAAGCUUGGCUCUACUAUAAGAAUGCCAUGUCCGUGUUUGCCGAGCUGACCUUGCGACGAACCGAUUUGCUGAGCGUGCAAGCCCUUCUGGGCGUGGCCCUUUUUCUUCGAGGGAACUCGGGCACCCAGUCCGCUUUGCCGACGAUAACAGCUGCCAUCAGAUCGUGUCAACGGAUGGGGCUCCACCGUGACCUUCCAAGAUCACACCUGUCUGCCGUCGAGCAAGAGCAAAGAAAGAGGGUUUUCUGGAUUGCGUAUAUCCUUGACCAAAGCUCUUGUAUCCGAGUGGGCAGUUCGCCAGCUCAGCAUCCUGAUGAUUAUGACGUUGGGUUUCCUACAGAAACGCCCGAUGACAAAUUCGUCUCAUUCAACAACUUGUCGUUCUUCCGACAAUUAUGCCAUAUGACUGUGAUCAAGAGCCGAAUAUAUUCCAAGCUUUAUGCCGCUAAAGCGCUGCACAAUAAAUCUCCGACGGAGAUUUGCGGCAUCGUGAGAGAGUUGCACGCCGAACUGGAAGAAUGGAAGAGCGCAGACCCAUUCCUUCAUCAGAACUUGAAGCAGCGUGGAGCAGGUGAUGAUUUCCUCAUGGGAUUCGCCUGCGCCGGUCUGCAGUUUGUAUAUUAUAACUGCCUGAUUAUGAUCCAUCGGCUGCCUCUCGUCAUUCAUUUUGCCUACAUGCAUCGCCUCGCUAGCGGAGGUCGAGUGCAGCCAGACUCCAUGACCAUAUUGAGUCAGGCGUCUUCCUCGACUGUGAUAUGCGCCCAAGCUGCCCGGGACACGUUGAAGUUGGUGAACAACCUGCCGUGGGGCGAUGUGGCAUGGAUAUGGUCUCUACUUUACUAUAUCUUCCUCGCAGUGAUGACUAUUUUCGUCAGUAUUCUUCGCGAUCCCAAGAACCCAGACAACAAAAAUGACCUCCAUUCCUUGAACAUGGCUGCCACCUUCUUCGCAACGCUCAUUCCCGGCGACCGACCCUGCACCUACGCACGAUUCAUGACGCGAAUGUGCGCCAACUUCGAGCGGAUCGCUCGCAUGGUGCUCGAUCGAGAGCAGAAAGCUCUGAAACCUGGCGAGAAAGGCCACUCGGGACAUCCAUCGGUCCCGACAAGGGGGAUGGACACAGCAUCUGCCAAAUCGGACGAUGAUGAGCAAUCUUCCACAUCUUCGUCUCCCCCAGUCCACCCAGCCACAUUAAACGGAGUUAACAUCCCCAACCUAGAGGGCCUCCCACGCAUCAAUUCUUCUGGUUAUGUCGUACCCGACAGUCCCAGCGACACUCCAGGCAAUGACACCACUAUCCCACUCAACACCUCAAUUCCUCAACCACCACCACAUUCUCAUCCUCCUAGCAAUCCCCAACCAGCACCGACGCCUACCCCUCGCUCCCAACCCCAUCCUCACCCCGCUAACACUACGUGCCUCGAAAACGUGAACAUGCUCCCUUUCUCUAUCAGCGACAACCUGGCCCCCGACCUCUGGCAGAUUCCCUUAACCGCGGACUGGGAACUAGGCAAUCAAUUCUGGGGUGGUUUCUUUGGCCAGAACUUCGGCGCUCCGGGAGCCAGCGCCGAAACCGGAGCUCCAGGGGCGGAGAACAUGCCUCACUCUCAGCCUUCUCAACAACCUCCCAUGAACAUGGGAUUCGACUUCCCUGCCGGGGUAGGUCCAGGAGGAGGUGGCUUACCGUUCGGAGCGCCCGCCCAGCCGAUGUGGAGUUAUGGGCCGUUUUUCGAUCCCUUCUAGGCGAUUGUUUCGGUCUGUCAGAUACAUGGAUGAUAGUCCGGUGGGAUAAGCACGUUAAGCGGGUUUUUAUUAUUCACUUCUGCAUAUCGUGAUACGCAGACACGUUACAUGUGAAGAACAGGCAUGAUGAGAUUGUACAGCGACAGGCGAGGAAGCAAAAAGGAGCGAAGCAAGCAAGCAUAACAUUUGGAAAUAAUGAAUGACGAUAGUACCUUUAAUAAACCAG